AUGAACAUCGUCCGCCGUCGCCCACGCGCCACCGCGGGCUUUUCGUUUGUCCGCGAUCGCGAGACGGGCGGUGAACCCCCCACAUCUCCGGACCUGCUCUCUUGGGUUGAGGACAACACCUUACGCCGCCUGGACCGCGGAAAAUACGUCCCCCUCGACCGCCCGGAUCCUUUGGUGCGCUCCACCAUCAGCAUCGCUUUUUCCCACGACGGCAGGUAUUUUGCUUCUACUCAUGGCGAUCAUUCCGUCAAGGUCUUCCGCUACCCCUCAGGAGAGCAAAUCGCAUGCCUCGAUGGCCACCCGCGCACCCCGUGGACCGUUCGUUUCCAUCCAAAAGAUUCCUCCAUCCUAGCCUCGGGCUGCUUGGGUUGCGAGUGUCGCGUCUGGGACGUUUCUCAAGGCGAAUGCAUCAGGAAGCACACUUUUGCUUCCAGCAUUUCUUGUGUCAGUUUCAAUCCAGACGGCAGCUUGCUCGCUAUUACGUCAGGUAGCAACUUGCUGCUUUGGAACUAUAUGGAGGCCGCGCCGAACAACUCUCGCUCCACGAGCUCCGCUAUCGACGACAUCCGCGGCCCGGGGGUUCCUCGAAAAUUGCUUGGCGGUGUGAACCCUUUUCACAUGGUCGACUUUCAUCCGUCAGGCACCAUGCUCAUGACGGGAGAGAAGAAUAGGUCUCCCCCGCCACCGACGGGCGCCCCGUCUAAUCAAGAGGAGCAGUUCACUCUCAAGCUCGUUAUCCACCGCUUUGAUCGUCGCAUUGUGAAGAAAUUUGAUGAUCCUGUGCUAGAGGUUCCUCGUGCGGUGGCGUACAAUGAUGCAGGCAUCCAUUUUUCUCCCUGCGGUACCAUGCUGGCGGCUUGCAUACCCGUGCACGAGCAUAGCGAUUCCUUUAAGAUUGCGGUCAUGUCACUUGUCAAGCGCAAUCAGAUCAAGAUCGGCACGGUCAUGUACGAGACGGCUCUGGAUAGAGGGCAUGUCACUGCUUUGACCAAUCUCAAGUUCUCAUCCACGUCACAUCACUUGCUGGCCGGCUUUUCGUUUCGGCCGAAGAAUCCAGUCCUUCGUGGGCACGCAGAACACUAUGAUCAGACAGCUGGACGGGGUGCCGAUGGUGGCAUGCGCCGUCCUAAUCAAGUAGGCGUAGUAGAUAUAUACAAUGUGAGUGAGAAGUUUGAAAUGAUCCGAAGCUUGCGCGCAGACAUGGAUCUCACAGAAGGUCAAGAAGGGGGGGCUGAGGAUGAGAUUAACGUGGCAGUAUUUGCGCCUGUGUUUGGCAUUGCGGACGGAGUUGUGUACGGUACUCAAAAGGGACGUAUCCGCAUGUUUCAGCAGGCUACUGGUGCUGACAUGAAGGCAGAGCCUUGUGGCGAAUCGCAUGCAGACAGUUGCAGCUCAUCGGCAUGGACAGGCUCAACAGCAACAACCUGGUCAUCUCAUAGGGCACCGUACGUUGUUCCGCCGAUCAGUCGAAGGCAACGCUUGAGAAACACACUGGUUCGAGAACAAGCUCCUUCUGGCGAUUAUAGGGACACCACACCAGGAAGUAAUCCAGUUCAGCUCCGUUAAUACUCGUUCACUGUCGUAGCACGGCAUGCCUAUGCAGGUUGGUCACAUGCGUGUGAAUAGCGCUUCCGUUUUUUAAUCACGGCCCGUAGUACAUAAGAUAGUCAGAUUGGAUACAAAUUAUUUAGUUGAAGCUUUCCCUGUUUCCGAUAAAAGUGGUCCAUUGUUUCGCGUCGGGUAUGUCGAUGGCGAGCAUGAUACAGAUGUCGUUAUGUGUUCCUU
Chondrus crispus (carragheen) is the source of this 1785-nucleotide messenger RNA. RefSeq lists its product as hypothetical. Gene Ontology annotation, biological process: autophagy. Lineage: Eukaryota; Rhodophyta; Florideophyceae; Gigartinales; Gigartinaceae. The record is from RefSeq and is a predicted model, not a curated record. Gene Ontology annotation, molecular function: protein binding. Gene Ontology annotation, cellular component: intracellular membrane-bounded organelle. Bases 1 to 1566 code for a protein of 521 amino acids. The transcript has 2 exons.